GGCUGUCGGGCCAGCUUGGCCCGACUAGGCCCGGCCGGCCCCGCACCUCGUGUCUCGCUCGCCGCUCACCUUCCCCUUCCCUCCCUCGCUCCGGCCGGCAGCCGUCAUCCGUCCUCGUCUCACUCAGCUGACUCAGGGCGACUGAUCUGACGUCUUGCGUGCGUGUGAUUGUGUACAGUUUAGUAAUUUCGUACGGUGCAAAUUUUGAGCUACGCCCGUCAGCUGCGAGCGUUUGAGUGUUUGGAAUAAUGUCUUCUUCAAGUACUGAGGACGACGAAAGUGUUCCGGGAGCGAACGUGGAGAAGGUUGGACAGAAUGGGGAAGAGGUAGCGGAAGAUGAAGGUGAAGGUGCAGGGCUGGAGGAAGAGGAGGAAGAAGCAGAUUCGCCAAAUUUAAGAGCAUGGAAGAGAGACAUACUGCAAAAACUGAAGAGCAAGGUUCUAGAACGCUAUCAACGGGAAAAAACUACUAGAAAAUUCAAGACAAAUUACUGGGACCACAUAUAUCUGUUGAGGGAGGAAAAAUCUAAAACGCCAGUCGACGGUGCUCAGUGCAUUCACUGCGACCAAAUAUUUUCCUAUAAACAGGGGACAUCAGGGACAAAAUCAUUUCUGAGGCAUGUGAAGCCCUGCCUAGAAAGACACCUUAUUCCUUUAAAUGUAGAUAAGACAGACCUGAAGGCUCCCACACCACAAAUGAAAUCUGCAUUCGUGGUUGCUUGUGCCGAAUAUUGUGCAAGUGCAAUGAAGCCCCCUGAAACCUUUGCCAGCCCCGGGAUGCAAAACCUUGUGCAAAAGUGUCUGCAAAUCGGGUAUGUUAUGUUGUGUAGACGAUUUUAAUUAACCGUUUGUCCAGAACAACCGGCACGCCGCUGGCACCGACCGGCUGCAGCUGAGAUGUGAGGAAAGAAAAGGAGCUUUCCUCCUAAUAACCUCCUCUCACCUGCAGCUGGUCGGCGCCGACCGCGUUCCGCACUGGAAACGGAAGUGUGUGACUGUCGCACACGACGUGUAGGUGUGCGACAUUCACACACUUGCGUUUCCAGUGCGGUCGAGCUCAGUCGGACAAAUAUGCGAUUUUGCAGAGCUCUGAUAUAUGCCUUAUUAAGCUAUUGUAUUUUAAUGAUAUCGAAUAAUUCCUGUGAAACUGUGAAAAAUAUCUUCAUAAAUUUACAACAUUUGUUGUAAUUUUUAUUUGCAAAAUAUGUUGCAAAUUUGUGACAGCCCAUUGUUAAUUUCAAGUCGAUAAAAUUUCUUGUAAAUUUGCAAUUUUAAAUUGCAAUUUUACGACCCACAUUAUGGAAAAAUUUUCCGCACACUUGCGACUAUUUUUCACGGUGAUACGGACAUAUGGUAGUAUCGGCAUAUUGCAGGGGGUGUCAUUGAUGCGAAACUGUUGAUCUCGCAUCCAACUACGGUGUCGAGGCACAUUACUGAAGAGGCAGAGAAAGCCAAAGCAGAGAUGUGUCUCGAAAUCAAGGAGAUUUUGAAAAGUCGCCUUGUUGCGGCCACCACUGAUGGGUGGACCGAAAAUCACACCAAGUCCAAAUUGAUAGCUGUGACAAUCCACUUCAUAUCAGACAAGUGGAAAAUUCAAUUCCGACUCUUAUUGGCUGUACCACUACCUUUUGAAGAAGGCCCCACCACGGCCGAGAAGCUGAGAGCAGCACUUGAUGCCGCUCUUCAAAAGUUUGAACUGGAUGCCACCAAGUUGUCGUGGGUCACUGACAAUGGCAGUGACAUUGUCAAAGCCUUAAACGGGACUUCCCGUUUUUACUGUGCAAACCACGCGAUUAACAUAAUUGUGCGGACUACUCUCAGCGUCAAGUACGCGGAGCUAAUUCAGAGGUGCAUUAAAAGUAGUGCGUUGGCACAGCUCAUCGUUGACGAUUGCACGGCAUGGGUUAUUGAAGUCCGUCAAAAGAUUCCAUCAAAGUUCGCGUCGGCCAACGACUUGACCCUGGCUUUGACAAACCCACAAAGCCAGUCGCACAUUAAAAUGUUGCGCUCUGUGAGAGAUGCAUUCCCCCGGGUUAAAGAUUAUCUGAAGAACGACUGCCCAGAACUGAUGGUGACUACCGAGGACAUCACCGAUCUCAUCCGGUUUCUGGGGCCUUUUGAUUUGGACGGAAGCCGGGAGAAAUCUGCAAGUGUGACACCCUCCCGCAUACCUGCUUUGUUACACCACUGUGCUCUGGAUCCGGAUGACUCGGGAAUGAUGAUCUCUCUUAAGGACACGGCUAGAGACGAAUGUACAAUUCUGAGGGCACUUGAAGCCAUUGAGGGCUGCAAACAGGUCGUUGGGUACUUCAAUAAGUCAGGGUUAAAACCCUGGCUUAAACAGGAAGGGUGCCGAACGACCAAACAAGAAAUCUGCACAAGGUGGAAUUCGCAGCUCGAAAUGCUCGAGUCUGUGAACGAUGCGUGGGACAAGAUCAAAGGCUUGUUAACUUCGAAAGGGAAGAAGGGAAACGAAGUGCUGAAGGCCUUUAAUGAAAUUGACAAGACCGAUGUGGAGGAUUUAAUUUCUUUUUUAGAGCCAUUUGAAAUCCACACAAAGGAAUUGGAGGGCCAUUUGCACCCCACAAUUCAAAAAUGUGUUCCAUCCAAGUACGCCCUGCUUCUUCACUGCGAACCUGACGACGAUGAUACUGCCCUCAUGUCUGCUAUCAGAAAGAAAGCCCUAGAUCUCGUCGAAGAUAAAAUGCAGAUACAAGCGGAGCAGAAGUUGGCUUAUUUUCUGUGGCCAUCGAUGAAUGGCCUGGACGCCCUUCCAGAGGAAGAACGCAACCAGGUGCAUGCAGAUAUGCGGCGCAGAGCACUGGGUGAGGAUGAUUUGAGGGAUCUUGAUGAAAAUCAGGACGUACCUCAACCUCCCCCCGCAAAAAAAGCCCGUGUGGAUCCGUAUGCAGCCCUACGGACUAAAAAGAAACCUGUGGCCGUAAAAGAUGAGGUCACAAAGUAUUUAGCAAUGGAUCCCGAAGAAAUCGGCGAUGACAGUGAUCUUCUUAAGUGGUGGCAGACCAAGAUUUUUUGUACGAAACUAUUUUGGUUUGCAGCGUUAACGAGAAUGUGCUAACUUUUCUCUGGCUAGCAAUUAAAUGUACAUGUAAUAUUUCGCGCAUAUGCCAAAAAUAGUACAUAUACAUUUGUUUGGUUUUUGUAAAGUUUUAAAAAGUUCGUAACAUGGUGAUGGUGCGAACCUUUUAAACUUCGUGAAAGAGGCGCGACCUCCAUUCAUCAGUAUCAGACGGAUGCUUCGUUGAGAUACAACGCGAUGCGGAUGCGUUAGGGCUCGUGUCCGUACCGGCACUUAACGCUUUGCUCUGUCAAAACUUCACAGGAUAUCCCAUACUGUUUGUAUUCGUCUUACGUUCUCGAGUAGUGUUUAUUCUCUUAGAGAAAUAUCGCAAAUUUCCAAUAUAUUUUGUAAUUAAUUACUUACAAAAUAUGUUGUAAACUUACGACCGCCUAUUCUUACUCGCCGAUUAAUUCCGAGUCGGUACGUAAUGCUUUGUAAUUUCACGAUUUUAAAUUGUUAUUUUACAAAGCACUUCAUGGAAAAUUCUCUCGUAAAAUCUGCAACUAUUUUCCCAGUGUUCAUAGUCACUGAAAAUCCAAGUGAUGUCGCAAAUCUGCAAAUGAGCGAUAAAAUUCACACAUCUGCAUGUGUAUGACAGAAUUUUCACAUGCCUGCAGAGGUGUGAAUAUUUUAUCGCACACCUGCAGUUGGGUGAAUAGUUCGUCGCACACCUACAAGCGUGUGAAUGUUUUCAUUCAUUGCAGGUGUGCGACAUUCGUCAACUUGGAUUUCCAGUGUGAAAGAGCGCCAGCGUUACAAAUCUCUCUAUUUUUGAUUAUGGGCCA
This is a messenger RNA of Frankliniella occidentalis (western flower thrips), 3866 nucleotides long. RefSeq lists its product as uncharacterized. The record is from RefSeq and is a predicted model, not a curated record. The coding region runs from base 1462 to 3078 and encodes 538 amino acids. Gene Ontology annotation, molecular function: protein dimerization activity. NCBI's taxonomy places the organism in Eukaryota, Metazoa, Arthropoda, Insecta, Thysanoptera, Thripidae. The transcript has 9 exons.